AUGUCAAGACCAGAAGAAUUAGCACCACCGGAAGUUUUUUACAAUGACACAGAAUCAUUCAAAUACACAUCAUCAACCCGUGUACAACAUAUACAGGCGAAAAUGACACUUCGAGCACUAGAGUUAUUAAAUUUAGAUUCAGACGAACCACAUUUUAUAUUAGAUUUAGGUUGUGGAUCAGGUCUUUCGGGAGAAAUAUUAACAGAAGAAGGUUAUAAUUGGAUAGGGAUGGAUAUAUCACCCAGUAUGUUAGCAACAGGACUAGAUAGAGAUGUUGAAGGUGAUUUAUUUUUAGCAGAUUUAGGAAAUGGUAUACCUUUUCGAGCAGGUACUUUUGAUGCUGCUAUAUCUAUAUCAGCUAUACAAUGGCUAUGUAAUGCAGAUACUUCCAACGUGGACCCAAAAAAAAGAUUGUUGUUGUUUUUUAAUACGUUAUAUGCAUCAUUAAAAAGAGGUGGGAAAUUCGUUGCACAAUUUUAUCCACUGAAUGAUACCCAGAUAGAAAAUAUAAUGUCCAGUGCCAAAGUAGCUGGAUUUGGAGGUGGAUUAGUUAUAGAUGAACCAGAAUCUAAAAAGAAUAAAAAGUACUACUUGGUGUUAACUGCUGGUAUAACUGAAAGAAAUAUAAAUUUAAAAGGAGCUGAAAUGGAUGCACCUGAAGAAAUAGGCAAUAAGAGGAAAAAAAGGAAAUUAAUGGAAUCUAGAAAAGAAUUUAUAAAUAGAAAGAAAGAAACUAUGAGACGUAGAGGUAGGAUAGUGGCUGAAGAUUCUAAAUUUACUGCAUUACCCACAGUAUAUGAACCAUUACCCCCAAGAAGAAAUGGGGAAAGCGCCAUGAAAUACAUCCACAAACAACUUUUGGAAAAACACGAUCCAACAGGCAAAAGAAGAGAAUUAAUAAAUUACUCCAAGGGAUUAAGAGCUGGAGAUAUAAUAAAAGUAACAUAUUUAGAUAGAUCAGAUGUAACUGGAAGAAUAAUAGCUAUUAAAAGAGGUCAAUUAAAUUUAGGUUCUAAUAUCUUAUUAAGAACUAAAUUAAAUAGAGUUGGAUCUGAAAUUAGAAUACCCGUAUAUAAUCCAAAUAUUAGAAAUAUUGAAGUAUUAUAUAAGCCAAAAGAAUAUAUGCCAAGAGCUGCUCAUUAUUAUAUUAGAGAGUCAAGAAGAGAUGUUGACGAUGUUGAGGCAUUCGUUAGACGUCAACAUGGUGGUGAUAAAAAGAAGAAAUAG
This is a messenger RNA of Lodderomyces jiufengensis, 1227 nucleotides long. Its product is annotated as BUD23. The coding region runs from base 1 to 1227 and encodes 408 amino acids. Gene Ontology annotation, biological process: rRNA (guanine-N7)-methylation; translation. The record is from RefSeq and is a predicted model, not a curated record. Gene Ontology annotation, cellular component: ribosome; nucleolus. NCBI's taxonomy places the organism in Eukaryota, Fungi, Ascomycota, Pichiomycetes, Serinales, Debaryomycetaceae. Gene Ontology annotation, molecular function: rRNA (guanine) methyltransferase activity; structural constituent of ribosome. The transcript is spliced from 2 exons.